ACCCUGACCGAGCCCAGUUCGGCCGCAGCUGCUCCGGCUUCAACCGGAACCAGAGCAAACGCGAACCGCAGCACAGAACUCGAGCCGAGCCGAGCCAUGCUGCCCGGAGUCGGUGUGUUCGGAACCAGCCUGACGGCCCGGGUCAUCAUCCCCCUGCUCAAGAACGAGGGCUUCGCGGUGAAGGCGCUGUGGGGCCGGACCCAGGAGGAGGCGGAGGAGCUGGCGGAGGAGAUGGACGUCCCGUUCUACACCACCCGCAUCGACGACGUGCUGCUGCACCAGGACGUGGAUCUGGUGUGCAUCAACCUGCCGCCGCCCCUCACGCGGCAGAUCGCAGUCAAAACCCUGGGUAUUGGCAAGAAUGUGAUCUGUGAUAGGACUGCCACUCCUUUGGAUGCCUUCCGAAUGAUGUCAGCAGCCCAGUACUAUCCAAAGCUCCUAAGCAUCAUGGGAAACGUGUUGCGUUUCUUGCCAGCAUUUGUUCGAAUGAAGGAACUGUUGGAAGACGGUUACAUCGGGGAACUUCUGGUUUGUGAGGCCCAGGUCCACAGUGGGAGUCUCUUGGGGAAAAAAUACAACUGGAGCUGUGAUGAUCUGAUGGGAGGUGGUGGUUUGCAUUCCGUGGGCAGCUACAUUAUCGACCUGCUUACAUUUCUGACUGGACAGCGUGCUGCGAAAGUGCACGGCUUCCUCAAAACAUUUGUCAAACAGACCGAUCACAUCCGGGGCAUUCGUCAGGUCACAAGUGAUGACUUCUGCACAUUUCAGAUGGUAUUAGAAGGUGGUGCUUGCUGCACAGUCACUCUCAAUUUCAACAUACCAGGAGAAUUUCGCCAGGAGGUGAUGGUUGUGGGAAAUGUUGGGAGGUUAAUGGUCACUGGCACAGAUCUGUAUGGACAGAAAAACAAUGGCGUUGGAGAAAGUGGCGGCGGCCCCGAACUCCUGCUCAAAGACACCACACCUCUUGACAAGGCCUCCUUGCCAGAAAAGGCUUUCAAUGACAUUCCAUCCCCUUAUCUGACUGGGACAAUCCACAUGAUCCAGGCUGUGCAGCAGGCCUUUCAGGACCAAGAUGACAGACGGACCUGGGAUGGAAGGCCCCUUACAAUGGCCGCAACGUUUGAGGAUUGUCUUUAUACUCUUUGUGUGGUGGAUACAAUCAAGAAAUCCAACCAAUGUGGAGAAUGGCAGAACAUAGUGGUCAUGAAAGAAGAACCAGAGGUAGGCCCUGCCUACUUGAUCAGUGAAGCCAUGCGUCGGAGUAGAAUGUCACUUUACUGUUAGCAUCCAGCUAAUGCACUAGUGUAAGGCUGGAGCCUUGGAAUGUUUUGAAGUUAUUUCACAGAGAUACUGCAUUCAGUUAAACUUAGCAGUUUUUAUUUUAUUUUAAACUUAUGUUGUUACCGUUAUAGAGAGAUUUU
This is a messenger RNA of Nematolebias whitei (Rio pearlfish), 1421 nucleotides long. RefSeq names its product glucose-fructose oxidoreductase domain containing 1 (gene gfod1). Bases 97 to 1284 code for a protein of 395 amino acids. NCBI's taxonomy places the organism in Eukaryota, Metazoa, Chordata, Actinopteri, Cyprinodontiformes, Rivulidae. The transcript is spliced from 3 exons. The record is from RefSeq and is a predicted model, not a curated record. Gene Ontology annotation, molecular function: nucleotide binding.